UGAUUAUUGAUUCGUCAGUGACAUAAUGAAUCUCUCUCUUGCAUUUGUGAUGUUAUUAAUUGCGUUUUUCAGAAAGAGGGAUGAGAAAAUAGAACUUUCGAAAUACCCCGAAUGGGAAUACGAUUACAUUAUUGUGGGAGGAGGAUCUGCUGGGUCGGUCGUUGCCAACAGGUUAUCAGAAAAUCCUCAUAAUAAAGUAUUGUUAUUAGAAGCGGGGAGCAAUGAAAACGAAUUUUCUGAAAUACCUGUUAUGAGUGUUGGUUUAUUAUUAACUUCAAUAGCAUGGAAAUAUGUAACGGAACCUCAGCAAUUUGCUUGUUUUGGUUACCAAGGCAGUUCUUCAAGAUGGCCUAGAGGAAAAGUGUUAGGAGGCACAAGUUCAGUCAACUUUAUGAUAUACAGUAGAGGGAAUCGACAAGACUACGAUAAUUGGGCUCGAGGAGGAGCGCAUGGAUGGAGUUGGGAAGAAGUAUUCCCUUAUUUCCUUAAAUCUGAAGAUAAUAGGGAUAUUAAUGUUCUAAUGAAUGGAUACCACGCUUCAGGAGGCUACCAAACAAUUUCUUCUCCGAAUUAUAUAACUCCUUUAGUAAAAGCAUAUAUGGAAUCCGCAUUAUUAAAUGGACAUACGAUGAGAGACUUUAACGGGCCUAUUCAAACAGGUUUUGCUUUUCCACAAGCAUUUAAAAGGAAUGGAAGGAGAUGUAGCACUAACAAAGCAUUUCUACAGCCAGUGAAAGAUCGCCCCAAUUUAACUAUUCUCCUUUUUUCAUUUGUUACCAAGAUUGUGUUUGACCAAUAUAAAGUUGCUAGAGCCGUUCGUUUCGAGCGUUUCGGCAAAUCUUUCAUCGUGUAUGCCAGAAAGGAAAUCAUUGUGUCUGCGGGUGUCGUUAAUUCUCCACAACUUCUAAUGUUGUCAGGAAUUGGUCCUAGAGAAGAUUUACACAGAUUCGGGAUUCCCGUUGUUUCUGAUUUACCAGUCGGAUAUAAUCUGCAGGAUCACGUAGUUACAUUUGGAAUGGACUUCUUAGUUGAUGUUCCUUAUACUUACCUUAUUUAUCGUUUUGUUAAACCAACAAAUCUUGCUCGAUAUGUUAAACAUGGAGAAGGAGUUUUAACUGUACCUGGAGGUUUAGACAUCAUAGGAUAUAUAGAUACGAAGUAUGCAAAUAAAUCAGAUGAUUAUCCCGAUAUCGAGAUAAAUUUUUACUCUUACGGUGCAGCAGCUGAUAGAGGGCAAUUUUUUCGUCAUGUUCUCGGAUUCAAGAAAGAGACAUGGGAACGUUGUUAUAAACCAUUUUCAUACCGAGACGCGUUUGGUAUAUUACCUAUUUUGCUCCGUCCAAAAAGCCGAGGGUACAUAAAAUUAAGGAGUGCGAAUCCUCAUGACCAUCCCAUCAUCCAACCUAAUUAUUUUUCUCGUUUUGAAGAUGUUCUAGUUCAAGUUGAAGCCCUGAAAGAAAUUCUCAGAUUAGGCAACUCAAUAGCGUUAAAAAAAUACGGAGCUCGAAUAUUUCCAAGAAGAAUUCCUGGAUGCGAAAAAUACGUACAAUUUAGUGAUGAAGAUUUGCACUGCAUAGUAAGAACUUUAAGUACGACGGGAUAUCAUCCGGUAGGAACAUGUAAAAUGGGAGCAAUUGAAGAUCCAACUACAGUAGUGGAUCCCAUGCUUAGGGUAAAAGGAGUAUCGAGAUUAAGAGUUGUUGAUGCAUCAAUUAUACCAACUAUCAUUUCAGGAAAUACAAAUGCUGCGGCAAUUAUGAUCGGUGAAAAAGCAUCUGAUAUGAUUCGAGAAAGUUCAUAUUUUUAUAACUAAUUUAGAAUAUCGUUUACAUUAUAUUCGAAAACUUUUCCUUAUUAAACUGAGAUGUGUUUUACUCUGAUAACGAGAAGAAACAUUGGUUC
Centruroides sculpturatus (bark scorpion) is the source of this 1902-nucleotide messenger RNA. RefSeq names its product glucose dehydrogenase [FAD, quinone]-like. NCBI's taxonomy places the organism in Eukaryota, Metazoa, Arthropoda, Arachnida, Scorpiones, Buthidae. The record is from RefSeq and is a predicted model, not a curated record. Bases 26 to 1813 code for a protein of 595 amino acids. The transcript has 11 exons. Gene Ontology annotation, molecular function: flavin adenine dinucleotide binding; oxidoreductase activity, acting on CH-OH group of donors.